Molecule: messenger RNA, 768 nt
Organism: Capsella rubella
Lineage: Eukaryota; Viridiplantae; Streptophyta; Magnoliopsida; Brassicales; Brassicaceae
Product: zinc finger protein GIS
Exons: 1
Coding region: 1-768 (255 amino acids)
Biological process (GO): trichome differentiation; trichome morphogenesis; response to gibberellin
Molecular function (GO): DNA-binding transcription factor activity
Source: RefSeq, a predicted model, not a curated record
AUGGACGAGGCUACUGGAGAAACAGAAACUCAAGAUUUCAUGAACGUCGAAUCCUUCUCUCAGCUUCCUUUCAUCCGCCGCCCUAAAGAUAAGAACCCUAAACCCAUUCGUGUCUUCGGCAAAGAUUUCACCGAUGGAGAUCUCUCCGGCACCACCCGUCAAGAAUACUACCCCGAUCCCUCCCAGAACAAAAACAAAGAAGAAGAAGACCAAACCGGAGAUAACGACAAGGACAAUACUAGCAUCAGCAACAACAGGAGAUACGAGUGUCACUAUUGCUUUAGAAACUUCCCUACUUCACAAGCCCUAGGUGGACACCAAAACGCUCACAAACGCGAACGCCAGCUUGCCAAACGCGGUGUUUCCUCAUACUUUCAUCAUCCUGACACUAGCCUUUACACUAGUUACCGUCACUACCCGUCCUGGAGUAGCAGCCCAUUUACCGCGGCUAGAUCCUAUGGAAGACACUUUUCUAGCCUCCAGUCUUCGGCGUAUUACACACGACGACCGAGCUACGGGAGCCCGUUAGGACUGUGGCGUCGACCACGGACUUCUCCCUCUGGCCUUCAAAGCAUUUAUAGCUCAAACGCAACGUUUACUGGCAGUAACUUUUCGUCUAACUCAACUUUAUCGUUGUUGGCCGGCUCUCAGCCCCAACCACCGUUACAGCUGGGUGGCCCUAGAUCUCAUCAGAUCCGAACUUCGUCUUACCGCUACGGCUUGAGUCCUAAUGUUCAAGAUCAUGUGAGUCUCGAUCUUCAUCUUUAA